Messenger RNA from Peronospora matthiolae, 963 nucleotides. The record is from the annotation of a GenBank genome assembly. Lineage: Eukaryota; Oomycota; Peronosporomycetes; Peronosporales; Peronosporaceae.
AUGCGGUACCGCCUCGUUGUUGCUGUGCUUGUGACCACCUUUGUCGCUAGCGGCGUCAGCUUCACCAGCGCCGACUCGCACCCUACGGAAGACGACGUGAACAGGAACCUUGAGAUUCAUCCUGACAUAGAAUCUGCUGCCGACAUCAAGGACGAGGAGAGGGGUUUAUUUGGCGUCAACUGGUUCGGUUCUGCCAAAAGCCACAUUCCAGGACUGAAGGGCAUCGGGAACAAGGAUGACGCGGUUUUAACCACAGUGAAGAGCUCUCUUGGAAGGACAGACGACACGCUCGAACAGGUGGGUACGCGCAGUGACGAAAUAGUCGGAGAUGCCGUGAAGGUGAUGAGCCCCACUCUUCAGAAGGCAGAGCAGAAGGUUGCAGAGGCAGGGGUGGUCACUAAUAAACUGAAGGAAAUGACGAAGGAAGCGGCCAAAGCCUUGCAGGCUAAGCAAACAAAACUGGAGGGGCUAGAGAAGUCCUUGAUGGCUGCAAAGCUAGCGACGAGAGACGCUAAAGCCGCAGAAAAGGCGGCGACGGCUCUUGAGAAGAAGGCUGCACAAUCUAAGAGAAUCAUGGCUGAAGCUGACGAAAAGGGCGCGGCAGCACUGGUAAAGGGGGCUUUAGCAGAAACAAAGGAAGCGGGUAAGACACUUACAAAGGUGGGUAAAUUCUGGGAUGCCGCGAAGACCAAACAAGUCAAGCUCCGUGGUCAAGCCAGAAGAAUUGAGGCUGGCGGCGCAGUGAGACCGACAAAAAAGAUGGUUGCCGGUGCCCUCGCUACUGUGGCUAUGAUCUUCGCUGCGCUCGCUGGGAUGUCUGCUAUGAAGUCGGCCGCGAAUGACAAAUUGGUGCCUCUUGAAAGCAUGUCGGGCUCGGGUAUGUCGGACUCGAGUAUGUCGGACUCGAUUAUGCCAGACACGACUAUGUCGGGCUCGGAUAUGUCGGAUCUCCUCGGAUUGUAG